Anthostomella pinea is the source of this 1935-nucleotide messenger RNA. Lineage: Eukaryota; Fungi; Ascomycota; Sordariomycetes; Xylariales; Xylariaceae. The record is from the annotation of a GenBank genome assembly.
AUGGCGUCGCCAUUCUCGACCAACGGCAACGGCACUCCCGCUGCGGCGAAUACCACCGCAGUCUCUAUCAGCGACAUACCGAAGUCAUGGACAUUCACGUCGAAGCUGCCGCCCGACUCCGUCUUUCCCACGCCCGCCGACUCGCACAAGACCCCGCGCGACCGGAUCGGACCCCGCCAGGUCCGCGAUGCGCUGUACACAUGGGUGCGCCCGCAGACCGUCAACUCGCCCGAGCUGCUGGCCAUCAGCCCGGCGGCGAUGCGCGACCUGGGGAUCAGCGAUGGCGAUGAGCACACCGAAGACUUCAUCAACACCGUCGCGGGCAACAAGCUUCAGGGGUGGGACGAGGAGAAGCAGGAGGGCGGUUACCCUUGGGCGCAAUGCUACGGCGGCUUCCAGUUUGGAUCGUGGGCCGGUCAGCUGGGCGACGGCCGCGCUAUCUCCCUCUUCGAGACGACGAAUCCGAGCACGGGCGGACGAUACGAGCUACAACUGAAGGGCGCUGGCCUGACACCUUACAGUCGGUUCGCGGAUGGCAAAGCCGUGCUGCGGAGUAGCAUACGGGAAUUCGUUGUCAGUGAGGCGCUGAAUGCGCUGGGAAUACCUAGCACGAGAGCGCUGAGCUUGACCCUGCUACCGGGUGUCAAGGUGCGGCGCGAGGCCAUCGAGCCAGGUGCCAUUGUGGCGAGAUUCGCGCAGUCGUGGCUGCGCAUCGGAAACUUCGAUAUUCUGCGAGCGCGCGGCGACAGAAAGCUGAUCCGGCAGCUGGCGACGUACGUGGCAGAGGACGUCCUUGGCGGCUGGGAGAAUCUACCUGGACGACUUGAAGACCCCGAUAAGCCGAAGGAAAGCCCACCGCCGAAGCGUAAUAUCGCCUCAGAGACGAUAGAGGGCCCGACGGAAUCAGCUGAGAACCGCUUCACUCGCCUCUAUCGAGAAAUCGUGCGGCGCAAUGCUCUUACGGUUGCGAAGUGGCAAGCUUAUGGUUUCAUGAACGGGGUGCUGAACACGGACAACACGUCUCUAUUCGGGCUCAGUAUCGACUUCGGCCCCUUCGCCUUCAUGGAUAAUUUCGACCCUUCGUACACUCCCAAUCACGAUGACCACAUGCUGCGGUACAGCUAUCGCAACCAGCCGAGCAUCAUCUGGUGGAAUCUUGUGCGGCUAGGCGAGUCGCUGGGGGAGCUCAUCGGUGCUGCCGAUCGAGUAGAUGAUGGGCAGUUCAUCGAAGACGGCGUAGCAGAGGACGAGGCCGAAACCAUCAUUGCAAGAGCCGAAAAGGUCAUCAUGCAGAUUGGUGAGGAAUACAAGGCUGUCUUCCUAGGCGAAUAUAAGAAGGUGAUGACAGCUAGGCUGGGCCUCAAGAACUUCAAAGAAGGUGAUUUUGAGGAACUCUUCAGCGGUAUCCUGGAUACCAUGGAGGCGCUGGAGCUAGACUUCAACCUCUUCUUCAGACGACUGAGUGCGGUUAAGAUCAGCGAGCUGGAGACGGAACAGUCGAGGCAAGAAAAGGCCGGCGUCUUCUUCUACAAAGACGGGGUCACAGGCAUCGGCGGCGAAGCAGAGGGCUGCAAGCGCGUCGGCGACUUGCUGAGCAAGUGGCGGACACGCAUCAUCGAAGACUGGGGCGACGACGGGCAGGGCGGCAUGUCGGAAGAGCAAGACUCGCAGCGGAUACAGGCAAUGAAGAAGGUUAAUCCCAGCUUCAUCCCCAGAGGCUGGAUUCUCGACGAGAUCAUACAGAAGGUACAGAAGAACAAGGAGAACGACGUCCUGGACCGGGUCAUGCACAUGGCGCUACAUCCCUUCGAGGAUAGCUGGGCUAGCCGCGAGUUCGACGGUGAGGUGUAUGCAGGGGACAAGGACGAGGAGACUCGUUGGACCGGCGAUGUGCCUAGGGCUGGACGGGCUAUGCAGUGCAGUUGCAGCUCGUAG